Sceloporus undulatus (fence lizard) is the source of this 4728-nucleotide messenger RNA. RefSeq names its product nuclear receptor subfamily 4 group A member 2 (gene NR4A2). Gene Ontology annotation, biological process: dopaminergic neuron differentiation; regulation of transcription by RNA polymerase II; central nervous system neuron differentiation. The coding region runs from base 1350 to 3407 and encodes 685 amino acids. Gene Ontology annotation, cellular component: transcription regulator complex; nucleus. The record is from RefSeq and is a predicted model, not a curated record. The transcript is spliced from 7 exons. Gene Ontology annotation, molecular function: RNA polymerase II cis-regulatory region sequence-specific DNA binding; nuclear glucocorticoid receptor binding; nuclear receptor activity. Lineage: Eukaryota; Metazoa; Chordata; Lepidosauria; Squamata; Phrynosomatidae.
GGAAAAGAGAGAAGGAGAAGGAAGGAACGCCAAGAAGGAAAUAAGGAGGGAAGGAGGGAGGGAGAGAAAGAGAGAAAGAGAAGGAAAGAGGGAACGCCGAGAGGGAAAGAAGGAGAAGGAGAAGCGGAGGCAAGGCAAGGCGCUUCGCCGCUUUCUCUGGCCGCCUCCUCCUCCGCCGCCGCCGCGCUGUCCUUGGGAAGCCGAGCUACUUCCAGCGGAAUGAAUGAAAGAAGGAAUGAAUGAAUGAAAAAGACUCCGCCUAAGAGGCCGGAGUCAGGCUCCUUUGGCCCCAGUCUUGGGAACCUGUCCCUCCGCUGAACCCCGACGCUGUCCGCCUUGCAUUCCUCCGAAAACGCCUCUCGCUCGGCUGAAGGUGGGUGAGUGGCUGACUAUUCCUCCUCUCCCAGAGAAUAAAUAAACCUGCCUCUUUAUAUUUUUACACACACACACACACACACACACACACACACACACGUAUAUAUGACCUCUUGCUGGGUCGCGACGAAGAAGACGUCCUUCCCUUUGGGGCGAUCCAAAGAGUUGGGCUGUCACCCAAAAUUGGGGAAGGCAGGAAAGAACGGAUGUGUGGGUGGGGAUGGAAGGGAGCAUAGGGGGAGGCGGAAAGGUGGGGCCCACUACACCCCCCCCAUACACUCCAGCGCUGUCCCUCCUCGGCCUCCCUGGGCUGGUUUGGGCUUGGAGGGCAGCCCCUGUCGGCCUCCCCCUCCGACGGCGACCCCUUCCUCCUACUCAACCCCCCUUCCUCCCACUACCUCUAUAGACACCCCACCCUCUCCUCCCCUGCCCAGUUCUCUACUUGGACCACCUCCCCUCCUGCCCCACUGGGCAUAUAGCCUUCCCUUUGCAGCCUCUUCCUGCCCUCCAACUCUUUCUCUCUUGAACCCCAUCCCAGUUCCCUCCCUAACCCCGGUUUGUUCCUACCCCGCUACCUUAACUUCUCCACCCCACUUCCUCGGUUAUAAUGAUCCUGAUCUCUUCCUGAACCCAUUCCCAAUGCCCCCCUCCCCCCCCCCCCCCCCGUUAGGUUUCCUCCCGGGCUUUCCACUUUACCUCCCUUCACCCCAUUUCCUCUGCCAUCCUGAUCUCUUUCUGCUCUCCAACUCUUGAGCCCCUUCCCAACCUCCUCCUUGCCACUCCACCCCGCUUCCCUCUUUUAACUCCCCCCCAUCCCGGUCCUGAUCCUGACCCACUGGGGCUGGGAGGGUGAAAAGGGCAUGCAUGGGAAGGGGACCUCAUGGAUGAAGUGUUUGUGUGGGGGAUUCUGGCAUCCCGUCUGAGCGUGUCCUUGUCCUCCUUGUCCUCCUUGUGGCGCCGUGCCCCUUGCAGCCAUGCCCUGCGUCCAGGCUCAGUUCGGGUCCUCGCCGCAGGGGGCCAGUCCGGCCACGCAGAGCUACGCCUACCAUCACUCGGCGGCGGCGGCGGCAGCGGCAGCAGCGGCGGCGGCGGCGGCGGCCGGGGAAUACUCGUCGGGGGACUUCCUGACGCCCGAGUUCGUCAAGUUCAGCAUGGACCUCACCAACACCGAGAUCACGGCCACCACUUCUCUCCCCAGCUUCAGCACCUUCAUGGACAACUACGGCGCCGCCGCUGCCGCAGCCGCCGCCGGCUACGACGUCAAGCCGCCCUGCCUCUACCAAAUGCCCGCCCAGCCCCCGUCCGCGCCCGCCAUCAAGGUGGAAGAGCUCCCCAUCCACGGACACGGAUACCCGCCGCCUCCGCCCCCUCCGCCGCCUCCUCCGCCGCCUCCACCGCCUCCUCCACAGCAGCCCCCCGGCGGGGCUCCGGGGCCAGCCAGCGAGGACCUGGCCGUCUACUACAAGCCCUGCUCCUCGCCUCCUCCGCCUCCUCCUCCUCCUCCGCCUCCUCCUCCGCCAGCCUCGGGUUUCGGGCCGGGCCAGAGCGUGUGGGACGAGGCGGGCCCUCUGCACGGCUUCCAUCACCACCACCACCACCACCACCCCCAUCAUCCCCACCACCCCCAGGGCUAUGGGUCCGGCGGAGGAGGAGGAGGAGGAGGCGGGGUAGUGCCCAAGAGCGGCCCGACGGCGGUGCCUCGCCUCUCGCUCUUCUCAUUCAAGCAGUCUCCGCCGGGGACGCCCGUGGGCAGCUGCCAGAUGCGCUUCGAGGGCCCCCUGCACGCCCUGCCCCUCAACGGGGAGCCCUCGCCCCACGGCGGGCCCCACCACCACCACCAUCACCACCACCACCAUCACCACGACGGACAGGGCCCCGCCUUCGCCCUGCCCAGCCCCAUCCGAAAGCAGGCCGCCGCCGCCGUGGGCUUCCCGGGGCUCCAGCUGGGCCACCCUUCGCAGCUGCUGGACGCCCAGGUGCCCUCGCCGCCCUCCCGGGGCUCGCCCUCCAACGAGGGGCUCUGCGCUGUCUGCGGGGACAACGCCGCCUGCCAGCAUUACGGAGUCCGCACCUGCGAGGGCUGCAAGGGCUUCUUCAAGCGCACCGUCCAGAAAAACGCCAAGUACGUUUGCCUGGCGAACAAAAAUUGUCCCGUGGACAAACGCCGUCGGAACCGGUGCCAAUACUGCCGCUUCCAGAAGUGCCUGGCCGUCGGCAUGGUCAAAGAAGUGGUGCGCACCGACAGUUUAAAAGGCCGGAGGGGUCGCCUGCCUUCGAAACCGAAGAGCCCCCAGGAGCCCUCCCCGCCGUCGCCCCCGGUGAGUCUGAUCAGUGCCCUGGUGAGAGCUCAUGUCGACUCCAACCCGGCUAUGACCAGCCUGGACUACUCCAGGUUCCAGGCCAACCCGGACUUCCAGCUGAGCGGCGACGACACCCAGCACAUCCAGCAGUUCUACGACCUCUUGACGGGAUCCAUGGAGAUCAUCCGGGGCUGGGCCGAGAAGAUCCCAGGCUUCACCGACCUCCCCAAGCAGGACCAGGACCUCCUCUUUGAAUCCGCCUUCCUGGAGCUCUUCGUCCUGCGGCUGGCCUACAGGUCCAACCCGGUGGAAGGCAAGCUGAUCUUCUGCAAUGGGGUGGUCCUUCACCGGCUCCAGUGCGUCCGGGGCUUCGGCGAAUGGAUCGACUCCAUCGUGGAGUUCUCCUCCAACCUCCAGAACAUGAACGUGGACAUCUCCGCCUUCUCCUGCAUCGCAGCCCUGGCCAUGGUGACAGAGAGGCACGGCCUGAAGGAGCCCAAGCGGGUGGAGGAGCUCCAGACCAAGAUCGUCAAUUGCCUCAAGGACCACGUGACGUUCAACAACGGGGGCCUGAACCGGCCCAAUUACUUGUCCAAACUCCUGGGCAAACUCCCGGAACUGCGCACCCUCUGCACGCAAGGCCUCCAGCGCAUCUUCUACCUGAAGCUGGAGGACUUGGUCCCGCCGCCAGCAAUAAUCGACAAGCUCUUCUUGGACACUUUGCCUUUUUAGAGAAAGAGAGAGAGAAAGCAGAGAGAGAGAGAGAGAGAGAGGGGAAAGGAGAAAAAGAAAGGGAGAGAGAGACUCUGCGGCUGUGCUUUCAAAUAAGUGAAGGACUUCCAAAGCCUCCAAAGGGGGAGAGGAAGCGAAGCCAGAGGCCCGUAAAGAAAGCGAAAGCACUCCUGGCCAGUUAGGAGCACCUUUGGGUGCCCCUUCCUCCAAACUGUGGUUGGCUUCUCCUGCACAACAGGGACUGGGCCCUUUUGGGGGACACUGGGGGCCCUCCUGGGUUCCUUGGACUCUACACACAUGGUACCCACGCUUUUUUAUUCUUAAUAAUAAUAAUAUUAUUAUCGCCUAGACAGAAAAACAGACAAACAAUAACCCUUCACUCGCCCCCCCCCCCAAACAAAAAACUUCAGAGUUUAUUGCUGAUCGAUGAUGCUGAUGAUGGUAAACAAGGACUUUGGAGACCGAAAGCUGAGCCAGGCUCAGUCUUGGCGGACUGCUGAAGGCAAGAGCUUUUAAGGUGAACCGUCGCUCCUUUUCCUCCCCCGGCCCCGGUUUAUUAAGGACUUUAAAGCCUUUUCUGCUUCUGUAAAAGAAAGUUGUAAUAUAAAGACUCCAGAAGAGUUGAGGGUGGGGGGAUUGGGAGGGCGAGGGGGGCGGCAUGGAUCGACGGAAGGCAAAGGAUUGUACAUUUCUCAGACGCCAGGUUGGGUUUUUUUCUUCCUUAGACGAACACACGAAAACUAUUCUGUGCCUAUUUAUGAAUAUAUUUAAACCGAUUCUAAUUUCUUUUUUUAUAAAGAGAUUGUGCGACAGAGAGAGAGAAAGAGAGAGGGAAAGAAAGGGAAAAAAUAUCAGGAAAGGAGAUCAACGAGGUCUGAACCAGAGCCCUCCUCCCCCCACAAAAAAAGUUGUCCCGGUUCCAAACCGGUUCCAGAGAAAGCGCGACGAUCCCGUUAUAGGCCCUAGCUCUUUCAGCGAAAGGGCCUAUAUUCUAUAAAUAGUUAUUUCAGACACUAUGUAGUCUGCUAGGUUUUAUAAAAGAUUGGUAGUACUCUGAGAAGCCUCGGACGUUUUUCUCCAUUGUAAAAUAGGUGGGCGCACACACACACACACACACACAUCUGUUGACAACACGCGAAGACGAACCCCCCAAAAAACAACAACAGCAGCAGCAAUCCCCCACAUACUCCUCCCAUCGGAAAUCUUUCGCAAAAGGGACCCCGUUCCCGUGUUUGUAAACACCCCUCCGUCCGGCAAUUCCUUGUUUGUAAGUGUCGUCUGUAUUGUUGAUGCUGAUUAAAAGGAAACCAGUUGACGAUCA